Molecule: messenger RNA, 4746 nt
Organism: Grus americana (Whooping crane)
Lineage: Eukaryota; Metazoa; Chordata; Aves; Gruiformes; Gruidae
Gene: SLC6A4
Product: solute carrier family 6 member 4
Exons: 14
Coding region: 480-2492 (670 amino acids)
Biological process (GO): serotonin uptake; sodium ion transmembrane transport
Cellular component (GO): plasma membrane; neuron projection
Molecular function (GO): serotonin binding; serotonin:sodium:chloride symporter activity
Source: RefSeq, a predicted model, not a curated record
UCCCUCCUCCUCACUCUGCCUUCACUGGAUCCUGCUCUUUCGAACUGAUCGGAACAAAUGUAGCCACCCACCUCUAGGAGGAAAACUGAGCUGCAGCCCUGGUGAAACAUAAAGUUUAUUUGACUAAAGUGACGCAAAAAUUCUUAAAGAGCUCUUUGGCAGCAGAUUAUCUGGAAAUCAGACCAUGUGAGGGGGAUUGGUGUACAAAAACCUCACCAAGAUGCUGAGUUGCCCACAGGCUGAGUUCCCGAGACUCUGAAGUAAAUGUGGGUGAAGGUUACUCGAGCUUGGAUAACUCCAAGGAGAGCGCUUCAAACCGACCCGAAAGACAGAUGGUGUUUGUGCCUUCAGUCUGAUGGAUUUAAAUACGGAAGAGGAAUUCUAAAAUUCCUGGGAAUAAAAGCGUGGGAAGACAAGCCACAAGGGGACUCUGUGCCGCUGUCUGUCUGCAAGUGAUCAGAACAAAUCUCAGAAAAAAAAUGGAAAAAAAGGCAACAAGCAAUGAGACUGAGCCACUGACUUCCAAGAAAGAUGUCUCAGACUGUAACGAAGGAGAAGAUUGUAAAGAGAACGGACUUCUGGUCAGGAACCCUAAAUCUGCCCUACGGCUCGUGGAGGAUGGCAAUAAAGUCCAUCCCAGCCAGGGAGAUAAGGGGGGGGCAGCUCAGAUCUCAAAUGGUUAUUCGGCGGUUCAGAGCUCUGUUCCCUGCAAUGGGAUGGGGGAGAUGGAAGAUGCCCAGUGCACUGCCCCAGCAGCCACAACCACCACUACAACCACCACUUCCACCACCUGCGGAGCAGAAGGCCAGCAGCAGCUGAUGGAGCUAGAAGACCGAGAGACCUGGAGUAAAAAAAUUGACUUUCUGCUCUCUGUCAUUGGAUAUGCAGUGGAUCUGGGAAAUGUGUGGAGAUUUCCUUAUAUAUGCUAUCAAAAUGGAGGAGGAGCAUUCCUCAUUCCUUACACAAUUAUGGCCAUCUUUGGAGGGAUUCCUCUCUUCUAUAUGGAACUAGCACUAGGACAGUACCACAGGAAUGGGUGUAUUUCAAUUUGGAGAAAAAUAUGUCCUAUAUUCAAAGGAAUUGGCUUUGCCAUCUGUGUAAUAGAUCUUUACGUAGCCUCCUACUACAACACCAUUAUGGCUUGGGCCUUUUACUACCUCGUAUCCUCCUUCACGGCGGAGCUGCCAUGGACUAAGUGCACAAACGCUUGGAACACAGGCAACUGCACGAACUACUUCAGCAAGGACAAUGUCAGCUGGUCCCAGCACUCUAUCUCUCCCGCAGAAGAAUUUUAUACCCGCCACGUUCUACAAGUGCACAGGUCCAAUGGGCUGGAUGACCUGGGGGGCAUUAGCUGGCAAUUGACCCUCUGUUUAUUGUUAAUCUUCACCAUUGUAUACUUCAGCAUCUGGAAAGGGGUCAAAACAUCUGGCAAGGUGGUAUGGGUGACUGCCACAUUCCCUUACAUCAUACUCUUCAUCCUGCUAGUGAGAGGUGCAACUUUGCCUGGGGCUUGGAGAGGUGUCCUCUACUACUUGAAACCUGACUGGCAGAAACUCCUGGCCACUGAGGUUUGGGUGGAUGCAGCAGCUCAGAUUUUUUUCUCCCUUGGUCCAGGCUUUGGGGUCCUAUUGGCUUAUGCCAGCUACAACAAAUUCCAUAACAACUGCUACCAAGAUGCUCUGGUUACCAGUACCGUGAACUGUGUGACUAGUUUUGUGUCUGGAUUCGUCAUUUUCACUGUGCUGGGAUACAUGGCUGAGAUGAGGAACGAAGAUGUAUCAGAAGUUGCCAAAGACACUGGACCCAGCCUUCUCUUCAUUACGUACGCUGAGGCCAUUGCAAACAUGCCUGCUUCCACUUUCUUUGCCAUCAUCUUUUUCCUGAUGUUGCUCACGCUGGGAUUAGACAGCACGUUUGCAGGACUAGAGGGAGUGAUUACUGGAGUACUGGAUGAAUUCCCACAUGUCUGGAGCAAACGCAGGGAAUUGUUUGUCCUUGGUCUGACCAUUGUUUGCUUUCUGGGGUCAUUAGCAACUUUGACAUUUGGAGGCGCGUAUGUGGUAAAGCUGUUUGAAGAAUACGCCACUGGUCCAGCUGUCCUAACUGUUGUGUUUCUGGAAGCAGUUGCAGUGGCCUGGUUCUAUGGCAUCACCCAGUUCUGCAACGAUGUGAAAGAAAUGCUAGGCUUUACCCCAGGCUGGUACUGGCGAGUCUGCUGGGUAGCAAUUAGUCCCAUCUUCCUUCUGUUUGUCACUUGCAGCUUUCUGUCCAACCCUCCUGAGCUACGGCUUUUUGAUUACAGUUAUCCCUACUGGACCACAGUAGUGGGUUAUUGCAUAGGAACCUCUUCUAUCAUCUGUAUUCCAAUCUACAUGGUUUAUCGGUUGAUCAUCACUCCAGGAACACUUAAGGAGCGUAUUCUGAAAAGCAUUACUCCAGAAACAGCUACAGAAAUUCCUUUUGGAGACAUCCGCAUGAAUGCAGUAUAAGCUAACCUGUUUUCUGGGGGGAGAGAAAGGGAGCACAAAAUGUAACUUCCCCCAUACUCUUCCCCCCGCCAAAGAAUUACAUUUCCAGCCAAGACAACAAAUGGAGGAGGUUUCUGUGGAGGUUGCAUCACUGACAACGGGCAUUUGGAAACAUAAUGCCUCCAGCACAUUAAUCCAAGCAAUUCAAUUAAAUCUACUGUGCACAUCUAACCAGACUGAACUGCCUGAGAACUAACUCACUCUGGAAACACGAGGAUGUCCGUGUGCAUGAGAAUACCGCUACUCCACGCCUGGGCACUGGGGCUGUUUGAAAGUGUGCAUGAUUGCAUAAGCCACUACAGGACGAGUAUCAGCGGGUAGGAUUAGGUGUAGAAUCCCAAGUCUGUGGCAGUACUCCUGUAUCUUCCUCAAUGUGAUCGUUUGUACUGGGCAAUGUCGUAUUCGCUUCUAAGGUUCUAAUUGCUUAAACUACAUUGAAAAAUACAAAAAUAUUUCCAAUAGCCAUACAUUACUCAAGUAACACAGGGUUUUAUAAAUUAGAAAAUAGUCAAUUCUUCAAUCCCUCAGUUUGUAGUGGAGUAGACAGAGGAAGAGGAAAUAAUCCUGAGCAGCACUAUAUACAGCUCUGCAUACAUUAGCAUACACAUUUGGUAGCAUUUCCUGCAUUUCGUAGAUGGUAAUAGUUUCUAUUGUUUCUUGCUUACAAAUACUACAAAAGCAUUUUUUGUAAUGUUGUAGGCUUCACUUUCCUUUAGUCCCAAUCAAGCCACAAAACCUCAUUAUGGCUUACUUGACAAGUACCUAAGUUGCUAGCACUUCCUAAACUGUUUUCAUAAGCUAGAUAUUCACAAAAUUAUUGUCCUGACAGACUGAACACACCCAAAGAAACUACAGACCAACAAUGAAUUUUUUUUUUUUUUAGUUCCAAUGCCAAAACCUAAAAAUCUUAAAGAUCUGCUUCUCUACUUCGCUUCAUUUUGUUUUGGGUUGGUUUUUUUUUUGGUUGGUUGUUGUUUUGUGGUUUUGUUUUGUUUAAUUUAAUUUCACACCUGAAAUUUGCUGGAGCCUGUGGCUUUUUCUAUUCUUUCCUAGUACACCACUGAAGUUUAGAAUAAUCCUUUUGGCUGGCUGACAAAAGUAUAUUUAACAAACUAUACAAACCUACUUUGAAGAUUUAUUAGCUCACAUUGUAAUGUGAACACAUUUGGUUUUCACUCUGAAGAAAAAAGGAGGGCAUUUAUUUUUCUUUUAAGAAGUUCAGCAGGAUUGAUUCUCAUCAGAACUAUUUAUAAUAAAUUUCGAGGCACUGAUAUGCAAAUUAACUUCCGUGCACAUACUAACCUCUCUAUAUUAUAUGCAUACACAUGCUCUUCAAAUGUAACUGCCCUUCAACCUGACUGCAACUGCCAAGUCAGUUGGCGGACAAGAGUUUUGCUGCAGUUACGUAGAAGCUUACGUAAACCUCAGUAGUUGUCAGUUAUGUAAAAACUUGCAUUGUAUUUUUACUCUACCACAUAGAUUAUAACAAAAGUAAAAUAAAAUAGAGGAUAAAAGUCUCUUUUGUAUCUCAUGGUCUACCUAGGUAACAUACUGCUAAAAUUAACAAGGUUAUAUAUGCAUUCAUAGCAGCAGGCAGUAAACCUCUUGAAGAGUUUACAUUGGUACAAAGAAUUUACCAUAUUAGAGGAAAGCAGGGAUGGUGUGUUUGCCUUUUGAAAUGUUUUCAUUGCUUCCGCCAAGGUUUUUCUCCCUUGGGUGUGCAGGCACCGCCUGGAAGGCCUCUUACACUUCAGCUAUUGACUUCAGUUCACUUAAGUCUCAAGCCCAACUUCAAAUAAGGAAAUAACUUAAAGGGACAAAGACUGUUCUUUUGGAACUACAAACAAAAGACUCCUAAACUCUUUUUAAAAAGGGAAUAUGUUCUUUCAUUGCCACUAGAAAAAAACCAUAAUAAAUCUCUCUUACUGGACAGUUACUCCAAAGAAAUAGUUUUGUAGCUUAGCCUCUAAGUAUUUGAAAACUAUUUCCAAAACUGGCUUCAUUGUGAGGAAAAGAGGAACAGCCUGGGAAUUCUUUUAAUAUUGGAAAGUUCUUUAGUUAUUAAGCUACCAAUCAGAAAAUUAGUGUUUUUAAAUAAAAGAAAUUUGUUAUGAAUUCAUUAAUUUAAAAAAUACAUGUGACACGUCAAUGUAAGAUGAACGAGGUACUCGUAUGUAUCCACUAUCAAGUGUGGGAAAUAAAGGAAAAAACCCUA